Molecule: messenger RNA, 4296 nt
Organism: Pungitius pungitius (ninespine stickleback)
Lineage: Eukaryota; Metazoa; Chordata; Actinopteri; Perciformes; Gasterosteidae
Gene: tmem62
Product: transmembrane protein 62
Exons: 14
Coding region: 445-2376 (643 amino acids)
Molecular function (GO): hydrolase activity
Source: RefSeq, a predicted model, not a curated record
AAAAAGCUCGUUCACGGGCACGGAUCAGUUGUUGUUUUUUCACGGCUUAAACGUUUUGUCAAUUAUGAUAGUACAUUGAUGAAUGAGACGCCGUUGACAGCCAUCAAUGAAAAUUCACCAAAGCUGCCAGCUAGCUACUAGCUACACCGAGCUACAUCCGCCUCCGCCUCCUCCUCCUCCGCCUCAGAAGGCACCUGAGCGGAGAGCCGUGACUGAAACCCGUCGCCUCAAUGCAUCUCCCGUGGCCGCGAUGGCAGCGACAGAAACGGUCUGAGGUCUUCGCUAUGUAGCUAGAUGGUUGACACUAUCCGUAGUUAAUGUCAGUGUGAUUCUUGCGCCGUAGCUGUUUCCUCCAGUCGCUAGCCCCCCCCACCCCCUCCUCUCCCGCCCCUGUACCCGGGACAGACGGCGGCAGCUAGCCCCCUCUCUCGCCACUACAGGAGGAUGCUGAAGCUGUUCGGUGCGCUGGUUAUCCUCGGACUGGCUCUGGCGUGCAUCACCUCCUGGGUGUUGGACAGCUAUGACACGGCUUGGCACCCGAAGCGGAGCGUUCAGCACCCGACUGUCGGCGAUGGACAUGAAGGGAGGUCUCCACCAUUCCCCGGCGGCGAGUUGGGCAAUAUAUUCUGGUUCAUACAGGUUUCUGACAUUCACAUUAGUCGAUUUCAUGACCCGAGACGCAUUCCAGAUUUUGAAAAGUUCUGCACUGACACGAUCAAGGUGAUCAAGCCGGAUCUGGUGCUCGCAACAGGGGAUCUGACAGAUGCUAAAACAGAGAGCAAGGUGGGCUCCCUCCAGCAUGAGGUCGAGUGGCAGGCCUACCACAACAUCCUGAAGAGGUCGCGUGUGAUGGAGCGCACCAGGUGGAUAGACAUCCGUGGAAAUCAUGAUGCCUUCAAUAUUAUUUCUCUGGACAGCGUCAACAAUUACUACCGGAAAUACUCUGCUAAUCAGAAAGUAGGCUCCUUUCACUAUGUUCACAAAAAACCCUUUGGCAACUACUCCUUUGUCUGUGCGGAUGCCACUUUGGAUCCAGGACCCAAGAGGCCUUACAACUUCUUUGGUAUUCUCAACCAGACUCAAAUGGACUUGCUGGACACGUUCAGAGUCGAGAGUCUGAAAAGCAACCAGUCGAUCUGGUUCGGCCACUACACCACUUCCACUGUUGUCUCUCCGGCUCCCGGGCUUCGGGACGUGAUGAGAUCUGCAGUCGCAUAUCUGUGUGGUCACCUGCACACGUUGGGCGGCCUGAUGCCCGUCCUCCACAGUCGGCAUCCUCAAGGCACCCUGGAGCUGGAGCUGGGUGACUGGAUGGACAACCGCAGGUACAGGGUUCUGGCCUUGGACCAUGACCUGCUGAGUUUUUCUGACCUGAGGUUCGAGCAGUGGCCCGCGGUGCUCAUCACCAACCCCAAGGACGCACAGUACCUGCAUCCCGGAGUGGAACCGCUGGGUCGAAUAAAGAGAUCGACACACAUCAGGAUCUUGGCCUUCUCGGAGGCUCCGAUCACAUCGGUGCAUGUGAGCGUAGAUGGGGAACCUCUGGGGAACGGCCACUCUGCCGGAGGUCCUCUCUACGUUCUGCUGUGGGAUCCGUCUCUCUACCUCACUGGACUGCACACCAUCAGAGUGAACGUGAAGGACUCGGCAGGCCGGGCGUCGGUGCGGGAGCAGCACUUUACUCUGCAGGACGACCUGACUCCGAGCUUUGGUUUUGGGCAGUCCUUCGUCCUCCUCACAGACCAUUACAUCCUGGCCCGGGCUGCCUUCGUGUUAACGAUCCUGCUGAACGUCGGGGUGCUGAUGGCCUUCAGGUUCCUGCGGGUUCCCUCUGGCAGAGGAUUGACAUCUCAAGCAUGUAUGUCGCUACAUCUGGUCAGCACAAUGGACUCCUUCUACUACUCUCUGCUGCUGUUCAAUCUGUGCACAGCCUUAGGUCCGUGGUUCGUAGGAGAGCUGAUAGACGGCCAUAGUGGGGCCUGCUUUGCCUUUGGGGUGUUCGUUGAUGGACACUUCCUGGAGGGCAGCCUCACUUAUGUUAUUGGAGUUGUUCAGCUGCUGUUCUUCAACAUGCCCCUGACCUGUUAUCUCUGCUGGAGCCUCCACCACCGUUGUCGCGGCAACACCUUCCGAUCCCACUUCCUGCGGCCGGGCUGCCGCUUGCAGACUCUGGCGAUUCACCUCAUCAUGCUGCUGCUGCUCACUUGGCAGGUGCACUCCUGCUACUUUCUCCUGCAGACCUACGGCCUGAUAGCCUUUUUCCUGUCUCCAGUCCGCACGUGGGCAUUGGGGCUCAGUCUGCUGUUGAUCUACCGCGCCUGGGCAGGCCCCGCCCCUCCCUUACGCAACAGCUGCAAGAGUGUCACUCCCUCUUGACAGUGACUUCACUGUGCCGCCACGACUCCUCUCGAGCCUGACUCACAGAUAUAUUUUGCUGUCUCUUAUCCAACCUGAAAGCCUGAAUGGUCCCAAGACAGCAGGCCCCUCCCCGUCCUUCUACCCCUCCUCUUUCAAACAGCCACUUCACAGUACAUCACUCACUAUCCUGUGUAUAGAUAGUAUUGUUUGCUUAAUAUGCAUGUUAUUGUAAAACGAAACGUAAUGUAAAAAGAAACAACACCUAGGUGACGUUGGGAGUAAAAUAGCCUAUUUGAGCUUAGGGAACAAGUCACGGCUACGGCCAAUGGUAUAUCCUGCUGUGGUUUGAGCUCAUUCAUUUAGUCGAGCUUUAGCCCUUUUUGGAAGUGCUGCCUUGGCCAGCUGUCACUUCACCACUGCCAAAGGAUGAAUAAGAAAAACACUCUUUACACUCAACUUUAUUCUUCCCCCCUGAAGAUUAUUUUCAUUCGCUAAUGAAGGCGGGACGUGCCAAAUCAAACCUCUUGUUUAACUUUGGAAACACAAACCGUGGAUGAGGGAAAGAAAAGCCUUUUUGUACCUUGUGAGCUUUGCUAACUCGACACGGCUGACCGAACGUGGUAGUUAAAGUAAAUGCAACUUAAACAGUUAUGUUAUCAUGUUUAUUCUAAAUAUGAUUUAAAGGAAAUCAAAUAAAGAUAAAAACAAAUAGAUCAAACACUAAAGUCGAAUCUGCGUACAAGCAGUUAAUGACCAAGAGUGUUUUUAAAUGACAAGAAUUCCACUGCACACAACUGCCACAUAGCAAAGUAUAUGUGCAUAGACAACAAGCUGGCCGGACUUCAAGCGUGAAUACAGAAAGCAGCUGUUUGUUUCUCAGGAAUGUGAACACUUGAACAAGAGGCAGGUCACAGUAUUGUUUCAGGACAAUGUUUUUAUACUCCAGCAACUCUUUAAACUAAAAAGCCACGAUAACACAAUCCCGAUGUGUGGUGGCAAAAAAACAACAACAAAAUGAAUGUGCUAUGUGUUGAAAUGAGAUGAACCAUUACGCAGCUUUUAUUUAUUUAUUCUUUCUGAUCGUAUUGAGUGCCAGUGUAUGUCUGCACUGGUAAAGGGCAUCCCUUUUGUUGGAAUUAAUUUGACAACACUGUCUGUCUAUAUUUCUCAUUUCCUUUUUCUGUGGAGGUCUGAGAGAAGUAAACUGUGUCUGUUGCGCUCACAUUCAAUGCGUCAGAGGCAGCGGGAUUCCAAAAAGUCUUUUAAUGGAAAACAAUGUUCCAACAGAGUUGGAUACUGAGUGUUGUUUUUUUGAAACCGUACUCUGCAUGAGCGCAGAAUAAUUGUAAAAAAGAAUUAUGCUUAAAAUUAGAACAGCCCAGAGAUAAUGUGAAAAUGUAAUCAUGUGUACUUUUGACAGUUUGAUAACUUUUGCCCCUUCUCUGCAUAGUAGUACUAGUGUUUUGUAAUUCCCGCAUUCUGACAGAUCCUACAAAUGAAGGAACUGCUGUUUCUGCGGAGUUGUUCUCCAAUGAUUCUCAUCAGGUUUGUCAGUCUGUCCACAAGGAGGCGGUAUUGUGUUCUAUUUCACCUUCCUUUUCAUAUAUUUUUGGCAGAAAGUCAACAAAACCGUAUCUGGAUGACACAGCUCUGAAAGUGUAUGCAUUGUCACUCAUUAUGUUUAACUGACUGUGGAUGCGAUGGUUCUGUGCCGCUCACGAGAAGAAGAGCGACGCCGCCACCUUUAUGAAGCCCCACUGUUCACUCACUGACUUAUUCUGCAUCCCCUCCUAUCUUCAAACACAGACGUAUAUGAAUGAAAAGUGGAUGAUUUUGACACUUGUUUUUCUGGUGACAACUGAAAUUAGAGCCAACCACAUUGUUUUUUUUAUUGGUUUAUAGUGCUGUGGAAUAAAAUGCUCAUUACAGUAAUUCAUA